Hyalella azteca is the source of this 3309-nucleotide messenger RNA. Its product is annotated as endochitinase A-like. The coding region runs from base 288 to 2054 and encodes 588 amino acids. NCBI's taxonomy places the organism in Eukaryota, Metazoa, Arthropoda, Malacostraca, Amphipoda, Hyalellidae. The record is from RefSeq and is a predicted model, not a curated record. The transcript is spliced from 2 exons.
AGCAACAGGUCACCUACCUCGCCCCAGCCGUGGCCUCUAGCACCAACCAGCCUCUCACACUCCAGCAGGUCCAACAGGUAUUGAACCGACUGCAAAGCAAAGGAGGCGGAUUUAAACUUUACCCUUCUAACGCUGCCAGCAACGCGAGUGCAGUAGUAGCCCGAGCCACUGCAGCCUCUGGUGGUGCUGUGGCGUCCACCACACCGCACCACCGCACCACCUACGUCAUCCACCAGGACAACCAGCCAUCCUGACCCCUCUCACAGCAGUCGCAUCAAAUCAGCGUCAUGCAGCAGGGCCAGAGCAUUGUCCCUCAGAUCAACAUCGCUACUGCUCAGCAAAUUAGUCCUGGCAAGCAACAAGCGUUGUCGGGUAGUCACGGCGUUGCAGCUGUGUCAGUUCAGCCUCAGCAGCAUCACUUUGCCAUUGCUCAGCAUGCUCCCCAUAAUGUUAGCAUCGCGCAACAAAACGUUCUGCCUCAAACGCAUCAGUCUGUUGGUGCGCAUGCUGUACAAUCAGCUCUGCCUGGCAUACAGUCUUGCAUCGCGCAGUCAGUCAUCCAGCCUGGGGGAGCUCACUCAGUUAUGCAGCCUGGGAUGGCUCAGUCUGUAAUUCAACCUGGCGUUACUCAAUCAGUACUUCAGCCCAGUGUACAAGUCGUGACAUCAACAGGACUGCAGCCUCUACUGGCACCGGCGUCUGUUGUGGCGUCUGCUCUCACGCCCACACCUCCACCUACUCCCUCCGCUGGUUCGCUUAGCAUUAAUGUCGUUGGAACGGAGAAUUAUCGUGACAACAGUACUCUGUUCGCCAGUGGUAAUGUUACCACAACUAAUAACCCACUACUGUCUCCUGUGCAGCAACAAAGUUCAUCUGCGAAUCUCACUCAGACAAUUUUCCCUGCAGGCACACUUUUUGCGAGAAGUGAAGACGCAGCGAUUGCAUUGUCAGCUGGACUCACACACUCCCUCGCUACCAUUGUCUCAUCCGCUACUAGCCUUGCCCCUGCAGUUUCCCCAUCUAUAACUGCCUCUGCCGCUCCUCCUAUUUUACUCACUUCUUCUCUUCUUCCUAGUACCACGACUGCCUCCUCUCAUCACCUCAUUCUACCGUCUUCGGACCUAUUUAUGCCAGUAGCUAAUGUCUCCAGGGCUCCUAAUGCGAUUACUGGUUUGGAUCAGACCUCGUCUAUUGGUACAAACAAAAGCCUUACCACUUCUUCAGCUCUUCCAAUCACAAUUGUUCCUCAUCAGCCAGUUUUGCCGUCGCAGCCAAACCAACUACAAUCUUUACAAACGAUUCAGUCUCAGGCAGUUCAAGUAAAUGAUCAGAAAUUCCUUUCUUUACUCUCGCCCUCGAUAUCUCAGCCAACCUCCAUCUCAUGUGCCAGCUCCCAGAGCCUAGCUGCGUCCAUAGUGGCAUCUUCUUCUCAAUCCAUCACCCAAGGGUAUUCGACACCAAGCAAUACUACCUCUACGAUCAAUUCCACUGCAAGAAGCAAAACAUUGAACCCUAAAACAAGUACUCUGGCUCGACUAUUGCAACAAAACAGUCAUCAGUAUACUAAAAUCUGCGGAGAAGACUGGUCAGAAGUUUACGGCCGAGGCACCGGUGGAGGCAGAUAUCGUGUUGUUGUAAGCAGCAGUGGUGGUGCUGGUGGUACCAAUAUUAGCAUUACUGAUAAACGAAACUUUAAUACUUCUAAUAACCGCAGUAAUUUUAGUCCGGGAGUUGCGAAUUCGAGUAACUUGAACAAUUCGCAUAUUGUUACUGCAGUGAGUAAGUCCUGCAGUCUCGCUCAACUUGGAGUUACAGAAGUCAAGGAUAAAAGCAGUUGGGCUGGCUCAAAUGCAGCCACCAGCAACGGGCCUUUGUCCUACGAGAACAAAUUUUCUCCCUUGACGACAGAGAGUAACAUUGCAGGAGCUGCUGGCGAUGUCCUCGGUGAUGCUUCGAGGUCUGCAUCUUCUGGAGCGGGUGACGUUCUUGUUCAGAAAAACCAGAACAAACCGCGAUGUUCCUCACCGUUAGUGUGUCUCGUCUUAGAUGAAUAGAACCUCGUGCUCUCUUUAGGGGGUAUUUGUGUGUUACGAACUAAAAUUUUGUUAUUUGACAGUUUGCUUUGAGCUAAAAGUGUAAGGCAUACCUUAUCACAGCAGUACAAAUUGUCGGUGGGAACUUUUUUAUUUUAUAAGUUAGAAUGUACAUUCGCCCGAUUCAGUAACAGUGAAUAAUAAUACAAAUUUCUUAAGGUGAUUUUUUUGGUUUGUUACUCGAAAAACCAUUUCUAGGUUGAUGAAAUAAUUUUGAACAAUUUAUUUAAUGUGUUACAGAUUUUUUACUCAAGCUUUACCGCAUUUCUGAUGAGGCAACUAAGUGCCAGAGGCAAGACAAAAUUGUGCAAAUUUUAUUGUUAAGUUAAAUUGGUUUACGUUGAUUUGCAUUGGAAGAUGUUGUUCGUAAAGUUGGAAAUACUUGAAUAAUAUACAAGAUUAACUUAACUAUCAAGGAAAGAUAUUUUCAGCGAAGCAUUCAUUUAUGAAUUAAUCAUUGUACGCUCCUAAAGAUACUUUGAAUAAUUGGUGAAACGAUGAAAAUUUGCAAUGUUUACACAGUGCAGAUAAAUCGUUAAGUAAUUGAUUCGUUUCCUGAGCAAUCUUUGCAAACUGAAUAGGUUGGCGAUUUAUUUCUUCCGUUUACCUUUUUUUCGGCUAUUUAGGACAAAAUUAUAACUUUCUAUAGCCUUAUUAGUGAUUUACCUUCUAAAUAAUCCUCUUAACAUUUUUCUCAUAUAGGUGAUUCACACGUUUUUGCUGUGUUGGUGCAAGACAAUUUCAGUGCAGCAUCUUGAUGCUUCAAGUUAAUGAAGCAUUUUAAGCUCGGCGUGGUUGUGAUGAUGGUGCUUGUGAGUGGCAUGCUUCCGACACCAGUUAGUGCAAUGAAGAACCUGGACCGAAUGUCCAGAGUUGAUACCAUCAAGUUCUAUACCCAUGGUUCGUUUAAUACUGCCCUACGUUCUGUGAUGAUCUUGAAAGUUCUGAUCGUGAAUAGAAAAAUUGAAGGUCUUAAAAAUCGUCGUGAAAAUUUGACUGCAGAUUAGUUUGAACACUAUAUCUUGUAUGUUCUCACCUAAGACGAGAUGACAAGUGUUUCUUGAUAGGCAAUCAAUUGAAUUUUUAUAUCGCAUACGAUGUCUAUAAUACAUUUUUGUUAUCGUUUAAUUUAUUUAUUUGUAUAUAUGUAUAAAUAUUGUUCAUUGUUCGAUAUUGCUGUGAGGUUCUAGGUGUUUCUGAUGAGAUUGAUAUACUU